CGCACGCAGAUGCAAGAGACGACCGACAGAUGCUGCUGCGAGCGAUCUGGAGCGCGGGUCGCACUGCGGAUGCUGGUGGAAUUGGUCCUUGGGCUUGUGUCUCGCAGCAACCUGUCCAUGCUGCGCCGCGAGUGUGACAGGCAAACACGCCGAUCGCGCCCAUAAACGAAUCUUCGUCGCCGUUCUUGGCCAUUGCUCCCGCUAAGCCUCAUCAUCGCGCGCAUCCAACUCUCCGUCCUCCUCCACGGCCACCUCGGCCACGCCCUCCUUGCCCUUCCACCUGCAAUUGGCAGCUUGGGACCACACACACCGCAUACUGCUUGUCAACCGCGCAACACCGCCGCCAUGAGUUGGAAAGGCUUUACCAAGGGCGCCGUUCGGGCGCCCCAAAUGGUGAAGCAGAAAUUCAAUAUGGGUGAAAUCACCAAAGACGCCAUCUACAUCGACGCCGAGCGCCGCUUUGCUGAUCUAGAACGCGAAACGAAGAAGCUGCACGAUGAGUCGAAGAAGUACUUCGAUGCAAUCAACGGCAUGUUGGACCACCAGAUCGAGUUCUCCAAAGCCUGUGCCGAGAUCUACCAACCCAUAUCGGGCCGAGCGAGUGAUCCAGACUCGUACGUGAUUGACGGCAACCCGGAGGGCAUUCGCGCUUGCGAAGAGUACGAACAGAUCGUGCAAGAGCUGAAGGCUAGUCUUGCGCCGGAGUUGGAGAUGAUCGAGACGCGGAUCGUCAAGCCAGCAGAUGAGCUCAUGGAGAUUAUCAAAGUGGUGCGAAAAGCAUGUGUGAAGCGCGACCACAAGCAGAUUGAUCACGAUCGGCACAAUGCGACCCUCAAGGCGCUGCAAGAUAAAAAGGACAAAUCGCUCAAAGAUGAAAAGGCGCUAUACAAGGCCGAGAACAACGUGGAAAUGGCCACCCAGGAAUAUGAGUUUUUCAACAACCUCAUCAAGGAGGAGCUGCCACAACUCUUCCGGCUGGAAAAGGAAUUCAUCUUGCCACUUUUCCAGAGCUUCUACUACAUGCAGCUUAACGUCUUCUACACGUUACACGAGAAAAUGCAGAGUAUCGACAUUGGCUACUUCGAUUUGACCAAGGGCAUCGAAGAGUCGUUUGAGGAGAAGCGAGGUGACAUCCAGCAGCAAGUGGAGGCACUGUCAAUGGUCAAGUUCAAGACCACCGGUGGCCUGCGAAAACCUGCUGCUCUCAAAUACGGAAACCGCCUAGCCAUCACAAAUGGCAAAGCCGAGCCCGAAAACCGCCGUCUCACCAUCGAUGGCGGUCACGCUCCUCCGGCAUACGACGAGAAGCCAUCCUCAACAGACCUUGUGCAACGAGCGAGCAGUACUGGCAGCAAUUGGGCUUCUGCCGCCAAAGCCAAAGGCGCUCCUCCGCCGCCCAAACCGAAGCCGGGCCGUCUCAGUGCUGCUCCUGCCGUGGAAACCGUCACAGCACUAUACGAUUACGAUGCGCAAGCAGAAGGCGACCUCUCAUUCCGAACAGGCGAGGUCAUCGAGAUCGUCAGCAGAACAGACAAUCAGAAUGAAUGGUGGACAGGCAAAAUUGGUGUCAGGCAAGGACAAUUCCCAGGAAAUUAUGUUCAACUCAACUCAUAGGGAGGGUUUCGUCGCAUUGGCAUGAUUUCACCGCCACCUACUCAUCCCACCGGAUAUCAACGGAACGCCUGAUACUCGUGUGGAACGCAUGGAGGAUGUCUUAUUUUGUAGCUUGCUGAAAUGUGCUGGACGUGACCAAGAUGAGACGAGAGAGUAAUGUGUAUAGGACUGAGCAUAUAUGAACAUCUUACACACCUCCUUUGCGUUUGU
Cercospora beticola is the source of this 1824-nucleotide messenger RNA. RefSeq names its product BAR and SH3 domain-containing protein. The record is from RefSeq and is a predicted model, not a curated record. Gene Ontology annotation, molecular function: lipid binding; protein binding. Lineage: Eukaryota; Fungi; Ascomycota; Dothideomycetes; Mycosphaerellales; Mycosphaerellaceae. Gene Ontology annotation, cellular component: actin cortical patch; mating projection tip; medial cortex. Gene Ontology annotation, biological process: actin cortical patch localization; endocytosis; plasma membrane tubulation.